CCAUAUUGGUGUCUCUGUUGUCUUUCUGUUUGUAGCUGGGUUUAAGGCGCUCUGGGGAGAAAUUACGCCACCAUGGAGCUUAAUACGCUUCUUGGCGCUUUUAAAGAUUUUGAGAAGAAAGGAAAACAGGAAACAUGCCCCAUUUUGGACCAGUUUUUGUGCCAUAUAGCCAAAACUGGAGAGACGAUGAUUCAGUGGUCCCAGUUUAAAAGCUACUUCCUAUUCAAGCUAGAAAAAGUCAUGGAUGAUUUUCAAGCCUCAUCUCCAGAGCAGCGAGGUCCUGCCAAUCCAAAUGUUGAAUACAUUCCAUUUAAAGAGAUGAAGGAGCGGAUACUUAAAAUUGUGGAUGGCUACAACGGGAUCCCUUUCACUAUCCAGCGUCUUUGUGAGCUGCUUACUGAGCCGAAGAGAAACUACACAGGAACGGACAAGUUCCUCCGAGGUGUGGAGAAGAAUGUGAUGGUGGUCAGCUGUGUGUAUCCUACCUCAGAAAAGAAUGGCUGCAGUGGUGUGAACAGAAUGAACGGAGUCAUGUUCCCUGGAAAUGCUUCUGCUCUUCUAGAUAGAAAUGUGAAUGGUCCAGGAACACUUAGAUCAAUAAAUAGAUCAAAGCUUUCUCUGUCAAGCAGCAUAACUGCCAACGGCCUCCCAGACAGCACAGAGACCAGCGAGCAAGUUCUUGAACAGACCGAGAGAACAGUCAGUGAUUCCUUGACAUCAGAAACGGUAUGCUCAAGUGAAGGGUUGACAAAGAGCAAGCACCGCAGGGAGGAAGAACCAGAGGAGGAGGAGGAGGAGGAGGACAGACAUAAUGUCAAACGGCUUAAGUUUGAUAAGGAUGCAGAGGAGCAGAAUGAAGCCAGAGGGAACGAGUUGUCUUGUCAUGCUCCUGCUGAGAGUUCAACAGAUGUGGCAGAGUCCUCUCUGCAUGUUAGUAUGGAAGUCAAAGAAACUGCUGUGCUCGUUUGUGAAGACCAAGAGCCCUCCAGUACACAGUCAGAGUCUGGUGAUGAUACGGCUGCCGUAUUGGGGACGCCGGAUUCUCCUGGCUCCUCCCACAGUAAUAUGAGUGGCUGUGAAGUAAAGCUGUCAGAGCACAAGACACAGCUAGACAGGUCUGACCCUGCAGAAAUGGAGGAGGCUGAGGAAAACUGUGACCCAGUAAGCAGUAGCAGUAACAGUGGUAGUGAGGAAGGAGAGUGUCAUACAGAGUCUACGUCUUCGUCUCCCAGCAGUUACACAGAGCCGGCAGCAGAGGGCAACAGCGUUGCGGAGGACACUUCACAAAGCUCAGAACAUGCGCAAGACUGAUUGGAGCAAAACAAUUGCUUAAUUUUUUAAAAAUAAACACAGCACCACAUCAGCCCCAAAUUACCAGCAGCCCUGGAAAGAGAGUGCAAGUCUUAAUACCUCACACCAGAGGAGGGCAUUUUCAUGGUAAAUCAGAGAACCUUAUCCUCCUCAGGUCUCUACACAAACCUUGCAUGGCCUUCUGACAGCCACACUUCAUGAUGCUGUGUCUUUUUUUUUUUUUUUCUUCUGGAGAAUGGUUUUAACUUGAGCUUUUUGUUUACUGACACACAAGCCUACAGUGGUGAAUGUAUGAUGGUCUAAUCAUGGUGGUUACCCAGUUUCUUAAAAUUGUUUUGCCACAGAUUUUCUAUAAAGGUGUUUAAUCAAAGAGUUGUGUGCAUGUGGUCCCACCCUUAUGUUUUGUUAUAGACCAGGAUUAUGUAGUCAGAAAGAUGCUUUAAUCUACAAAUCAGGAUUAAAACAUUCCAGGGGCCUCUUCAAAAAACCUCCAUGUAGGAUUGAACCACUAGCGGUUGUAAUUCAAAUACCAUCUAUUCCUGAAAGAAGUCAAGGUGUCUAACUGGAGGAUUAUGUAAACAAUCACUGGAAUAAAGUAUUUUAUACUUGUGAAA
This is a messenger RNA of Neoarius graeffei (lesser salmon catfish), 1925 nucleotides long. It is a transcript of the gene ppp4r2a, whose product is annotated as protein phosphatase 4, regulatory subunit 2a. The record is from RefSeq and is a predicted model, not a curated record. The coding region runs from base 73 to 1311 and encodes 412 amino acids. Lineage: Eukaryota; Metazoa; Chordata; Actinopteri; Siluriformes; Ariidae. The transcript has 9 exons. Gene Ontology annotation, molecular function: protein phosphatase regulator activity. Gene Ontology annotation, biological process: protein dephosphorylation. Gene Ontology annotation, cellular component: cytoplasm; nucleus; protein phosphatase 4 complex.